Messenger RNA from Penicillium arizonense, 669 nucleotides. RefSeq lists its product as uncharacterized. Lineage: Eukaryota; Fungi; Ascomycota; Eurotiomycetes; Eurotiales; Aspergillaceae. The record is from RefSeq and is a predicted model, not a curated record. Bases 1 to 669 code for a protein of 222 amino acids. The transcript has 2 exons.
AUGCCACUUUCUGCUGUGGGACGGGCUCAAUUUGUCUCAGCACCGGAUACUGCCUCAGUGCGACCACCCAACCAUUUACGCUAUAUCGCGGUUCCUGCACGGAUUCUGGUUGGGGAAGUUUCUGCGCUUAUUAUUGCGACCGGCUCCAACGCCCCGAUUGUCAGCGUGGGACUGAAUAAUGACAGCCGCGCAGCUUACUGCUGCGGCUAUCAAAGCGAAAAUAAUAAUGCUACUAGGUGCUCCAAUGGAGAUGCGCCCUUUGUCCUGGAUGACGGAGAGAUGAUAUUCGGUCGGGCUGCGCUUGUUAACGUUACCGCCAGUCGGCCCGAGCCGUCCACAACCGGAACCACCAAUACUAAGGGCGGAAACGAGGGAAACGGAGAAACCUCCUCACACAAUAGCACCACAGCAAUUGGGGUCGGCGUCGGCGUUCCACUGGGCAUUUUGGCACUGUGUGGUGUCGCUUGGGCCCUCAUUGAGCGACGACGAAGUAGGCGACGCCAAUCGACCAUGAGUGGGGUUGCGCAGGCGACUGAACAGGUUUACAUGCCUCCGCAACGAAAGUAUGGCCCGACAGAAUUGUAUCAGCCGACGAACACGAACUCAGAUACAUUGAUUCAUGGGUCCCCUCUCGCGGAGGUUAUGGGGUCUGAAGCGCGACGGGAUUGA